Spodoptera frugiperda (fall armyworm) is the source of this 1814-nucleotide messenger RNA. Its product is annotated as fatty acyl-CoA reductase wat-like. Gene Ontology annotation, molecular function: alcohol-forming very long-chain fatty acyl-CoA reductase (NADP+) activity. Gene Ontology annotation, biological process: long-chain fatty-acyl-CoA metabolic process. NCBI's taxonomy places the organism in Eukaryota, Metazoa, Arthropoda, Insecta, Lepidoptera, Noctuidae. The record is from RefSeq and is a predicted model, not a curated record. Bases 176 to 1783 code for a protein of 535 amino acids. Gene Ontology annotation, cellular component: peroxisome. The transcript has 11 exons.
UUUAGCUAGGAACGAUUCGGCACUAUUGUUUGGUGAUCUUUCAUUGUUAUACAAGUGCUAAAACGGGUUAAAUGUGAGUUCAAUUUUAAUAUACACGUUACGCGUAGUUUAUAAAAUUAAUAAUCAGUUUUUUUUAAGUGUUUCUAGAACGUUUACUAGCAUUACUUGAUUUGCUAUGGCGGUGGAAACAAUGGAUCCCGCGCAAGUUUUCAUGGCGAAAGUAUCUGACCGGUUCAAGCCGGUGCAUGACUUAACUGCUCGUGGAACGUCCAGCGUGCAGCAGUUUUACUCCGGAGCUACCGUAUUCCUGACUGGAGGAUCAGGAUUUCUUGGGAAACAGCUCAUUGAAAAACUUUUAAGAGCAACGAGAGUAUCAAAAAUCUAUGUGCUACUGAGGAGUAAAAAAGGCAAAAAUGUACAACAGAGGCUGCUUGAAAUGUUAAAAGAUCCUGUUUAUGAAACACUUCGAGAGCAGCAGCCAGAAUUUGCCAACAAAAUAGUUGCUGUGUCAGGAGACGUGUCGGAACUAAAGCUUGGCUUGAGUGACAAAGACUGGAACACUAUUGCUGAUGAGGUGGACAUAAUAUUCCAUAUGGCUGCUACAACUAGAUUUGAUGAAACCCUCAAGAGAGCUACCUUCAUCAAUGUUCGUGGUACGAGAGAGAUACUUGACAUCGGCAAAGCUUGUAAAAAGUUGAGGUCAUUCGUUUACGUAUCAACAGCUUACACACAUGCUAGCGCGGAUCGCGUUGAUGAUGCGGUAUUGGAAAAGUUCUAUCCAAGUCCUGUAAGUCCAAAAACCAUGAUCGGCAUGGCUGAAACUAUAGAUGAAGAAAGAUUAAAUGACAUAACAACCAGUCUUACAAAAAGUUGGCCUAACACGUAUACGUUUACGAAAGCGAUCGGCGAAAGUUUGGUUGAAACUAUUGGGAAAGAUCUCCCGCUAUGUGUGGUUCGACCAGCAAUAGUGGUUGGCACUAAGAGAGAACCAACGCCAGGUUGGUUGGACGUAUCCUGUAUAUACGGAGCAACCGGUCUUCUUCUCGCGGUGGGAUUAGGCGUAAUGCACACUUCAUACGCUAGACCAGACAAUCAGAUAGACUUAGUACCAGUAGACUAUGUGAACAACGCUAUACUUGUUGCUGCGUGUGAGACGGCCAGAACUAAGAGAGCAACGUUACAAGAUAAUGAAACAAAGAUUUAUACAGUCACCUCGUCUACUAGAAAUCGAUUUACUUGGGAUAAAUUGGAUUAUUUGCUUACAAAUGAAGCGCGGUAUUAUACAACGCCAAAGGCAGUCGGUUACGGGUUCGUCUGGUCUACGUACAACCGUCUACUAUUCUGGCUCUACACCUGGCUGUUGCAUCUGAUUCCUGCUUAUAUUAUAGAUGCAAUUGCUGUUAUUUUUGGACACAAAAGGAGAUUUGUAAAACUAGCAAGAAAAAUGCAAAGAUUGAGUGAUGUUUUGGCUUAUUUUCUCACAAACGGAUGGAAAUUUGAGGACCAAAAUACGGUAACACUUUUUGACAACCUUUCUAAAGAUGAUAAACAGAUCUUCAAUUUUGAUGUGACAGACAUAGAUUGGACUGAAUACAUAUUAAUAUGGUGUCUUGGCUUAAGGAAGUAUGUAAUUAAGGAUGGACUAACCGACACUUUAUAUGCUUGUAAAAAGCAAACAAUUUUCAAAUUUGCAACGUAUACUCUAUUGCCUCUGUAUUUCUAUGGUUUGUUUAAACUUAUGUAUUGCGCUGUAUCUUUCUUGUAUGUUACUUUUUUGAAGUAAUUUCUGUGAUUUUUUUAAAUAAAUAUUUUGU